UCACGAUCGCAAACACGAUCACUUGAGCACCUCUUUGGGCUGAGCGCAGCGUUGAAAAAUUCUGCCGCUGAUUUCUCGCUGCGCCGAGAGCUGCGUUCAAUGUGGCUGCGACUGUUGAGCUGAUCGGUUGAACGCGACUGAAUUCAAACGUAGCAAACGAAUUGAAACUUGAAAAAGACUGAAGAGGAAUUUAAAUCGUAAUCUCCAUUAUGCCGCAAUCGAGUUUCUUUGCGCGGAGCGUGCCAUUCGAGCAGAUCGACAAACUGGCCAUCAGCGGUGGUUACUCUUCGAUCUACGCCAGCAGCGAGCCCGGCGUGCCUGUGGUGGGUCAGUGGGAGCAUCGCUUCUGUCGCCUAGCGGAUACAUUUCAGUCUGUACUGGAUCGCGUGUAUGAGUUCGAGGUGCGCGAGGAUGAUGUGUGGAUAGUGACGCUGCCCAAGUGUGGCACCACUUGGAUGCAGGAGCUCAGCUGGCUGGUUCUGAAUAACUGUGACUUUGACACAGCCAAGAGCGUGGAUCUCACCAUACGUUCACCCUUUUUGGAAUUCAAUGGCGUUGUCCCAAAUGUGCCACACGACACCAUCGAAGCAGCGAAUGCUUUGAGUUCGCCACGAUUGAUCAAAUCGCAUUUGCCCGCUUGGCUGCUGCCUCGUCAGGUAUGGACCAAGAAGCCCAAGAUUAUCUAUGUGUAUCGCAAUCCCAAGGAUGCAGCCAUUUCGUAUUUCCAUCACUGGCGGGGAAUGGUUGGAUAUCAGGGCACGAAGGCGGACUUUAUGCAUUCGUUCAUCGAUGGCUAUGUAAACUUUACGCCCUGCUGGCCACAUGUGCUCGAUUUUUGGCAGCUGCGCCACAGGGAUCACAUCUAUUUCACCAGCUAUGAACGCAUGAAGACGCAACUCGACGAGGUCAUCAAAGAUGUGGCGCAUUUCCUGCAACGUCCCGUUAGCGUUGAACAAAGACAGCAGAUGAUCCAGCAUUUGUCAUUUGAGAGCAUGCGCGACAAUCCGGCCUGCAAUCAUGCCAAGGAAUUCGAGAGCAUGAAGGCGGCAGCCGGACGCGAAGUGGAGGAGUUCAGUGUUGCUCCACACAGGUUUGUGCGUCGCGGUGUUGUGGGCAGCCACAAAGAUGAGAUGACCGCCGACGUUAUACGAGAAUUUGAUCUUUGGUCCGACAUCAAUCUGAGGGAGUACAAAUUGCACAUUGAUGACUUUGCAACUUACAGCAAGUUCUCUUAAUGCGCGCAGUUAUUGUAAGCACAUUGAUUAAUCAUUUUAAUAGAUUGUAAGCUCAAGUGAUAUUCACAUGUACAGACGGAUAGAUAAGUGUGUUUAUGUAUUUUGCUAUAAAUAAAUGCAUUAAUAAAUAUUAUUACAAACUCA
Drosophila albomicans is the source of this 1379-nucleotide messenger RNA. Its product is annotated as sulfotransferase 1 family member D1. The record is from RefSeq and is a predicted model, not a curated record. Gene Ontology annotation, biological process: sulfation. The transcript has 3 exons. Gene Ontology annotation, cellular component: cytoplasm. NCBI's taxonomy places the organism in Eukaryota, Metazoa, Arthropoda, Insecta, Diptera, Drosophilidae. Gene Ontology annotation, molecular function: sulfotransferase activity. The coding region runs from base 210 to 1235 and encodes 341 amino acids.